CUCUUACUUUCGAGACGAGCGUUGCCCUCGAACACUAGAGAGACACUGGUCGCUACAAUAAUGAAUUCUCUGUUGAAAUACUUAUUGAUACUUGUGGGACUUAUCUCAGUGAUCAUCAACAUUGUGUUGAUAUGCUUAAAUUCGAAUAGGCUUCCAAAAUGUACUAUGUCCCGGCCGCAAGAAUCUCUACAAGUCAAACAUUCAAAUAAAAGUCUGGUUUUUGCGGACCUGACAGCAGAGGAGUACAAGUCUGUUCGCGACUACAUGUGGGCUCAAAAAGAUUUAAAGAUCUCCCGUUCGUUCAUAGCAAAGCCCUCUGAAAGUUUUAUCUUUUUAAUUGACCUCUCGCUCCCAAGGAAGGCUGAUGUGCUGCGCUACUUGGAUGCCAACGGACAGAAGCCCGCACGCGAAGCGAUCGUCGUGGUGUUCAAUGGCGAAAGAGGUUACCUAAAGGAAUAUGUGGUGGGACCGUUACCUGGUCCACUGCAGCAUCGAGAUGUUACUCAGAAGAAAUACAAUACGCCGACGUUGCCCUUCACAGCCCGACCAGUGACAAUUGGGGAGUAUGUGAAGCUCUUCAACCUGCUUAAUCAAGUUUUCCAAAAACUUGAAAAACCUUUAAGGGAAAGUUUUGGUUAUAUCCCCAAAAAACGUGAACUGCUCCCGUUUGAGUGUAUGCCGAGGGGCAUUAAAAGUGGUGACCGUAGGACCUGGAUCUCUUUUUUCCGCGAUUUCAAUGGCAUGUACAUCCAUCCUGUGGGCUUCGAGAUGCUGAUCAAUCACGAAAGCAGCAACACGUCACACUGGACGAUUGACAAGUUGAUGUACAACGGCCAAUAUUUCGAAAGCAUUGACAAAUUUAUUGUAGAUUACGAAGCGGGUAGUAUAAAAAAGAUAGUCAACAAAAAUAUCCCAAACUACGCCUCGCUGAAGCCAAGGGAAAAACCUUCUGGUUUAGGACCACAACAGUAUUAUCUUCAAGGUAAACGUUACAGCGUUAAAAACAACCAGGUGAUUUAUCUGGACUGGAGCUUUGCGUUUGGUUUGAGCUCUCUGACUGGGAUGAGGGUGUUUGAUAUUCGUUUUAAAGGAGACAGGAUUGCGUACGAACUCAGCGUGCAGGAGGCGAUGUCUGUCUACGGUUCUGUAACGCCUGGGAUGAUGCUCACGAAGUUCCUCGACUCAAGUAUUGGAAUCGGUCGCUUCGCUCACGAGCUCGUGCGUGGGAUCGACUGUCCGUACGCUGCCACCUAUGUAGACACGUACCGCUAUAUUGACACAAACGUCACGCAGCGUUUCAGAAACUCCAUCUGUGUUUUUGAGCAUGACAUUGGGCGACCUCUGCGACGACACUUCUCAGAUUUCUUUCAUAAUGGUUACGGUGGGAUGGCAAACAGCGCUCUGGUGAUCCGCACAAUUACUGCUAUUGGGAACUACGACUACAUAUGGGACUUCAUUUUCUAUCAAAGCGGCUCCGUGGAGGCGAGAGUUCACGCCACGGGCUAUAUAUCAUCCUCCUAUAAGGUUGAUGGAAAUCUGAAGUACGGGCACCAGGUUGCAGAGAAUGUCCUUGGAAAUAUCCAUACACAUUUUAUUAACUUUAAAGUCGACCUGGAUAUCUUAGGUGUGAAGAAUAUAUUUCAGACUAAAGACAUGAUAUAUGAGGAGGUGCCAUUGCCAUGGAUGCCCUCAGAGAAAGCAAAGAUACCACAACUGGUGGAGCAGCAAAUCAGGACAGAGAAAGAAGCGGCGAUGCUUCAUAACGCCAAAACACCCCGUUACCUUCAUAUUGCCAGUAAUCAGACCAAUCGCUGGGGCCAUCAGCGCUCUUACAGGCUUCAGGUGGUGAGCUUUGCUGGAGAUCACCUCCCUGAAAGUGAGUCUGUAGAGAGGUCCAUGUCCUGGGCACGGUAUAAAGUUGCUAUAACCAAGCAUAAAGAUGAAGAGCAGACUAGUAGCAGUCUCUACAAUCAGAAUUACAUGUGGUCCCCAUUUGUUGACUUCAGCAAAUAUAUUGAAGAUAACGAGGUGAUCGACAAUGAGGAUUUGGUAGCCUGGGUGACCGCUGGUUUCCUGCACAUUCCGCAUGCCGAAGACAUCCCUAACACAGUUACAGUGGGCAAUGGUGGUGGCGUCAUCCUUAGACCGCACAACUAUUUUGAUGAAGAUCCAUCCAUCAACUCACCUGAUGGAGUGUAUUUUGGACAGGGCUCGGAGAGUGACUGUGAGUACAACAAAAUGGCGUGUCUGGAAAAGGAUCAAUGCAGUUCCACACUGGAGCCGUUCACUUACCACGGCUUUGAAGGUGUUAUGAAGUUUGAGUAAGGAUCUUAAUCCAGAUAUGUAUGCUGUUACAGUCUUGCUAAAACAUUUGCAGUAGUAUAUUCUUCAUACUCACUUUACACUAGCAAGUUGUUUUGUCAAGUUGUUCACUGCUUUUGUUGCUGUUUUUGUAAAUAUUAUGGAUGUUCUCUCCAUUUGUCUUUGUCAAAAUUAUUGUUGUCAUAAGUGAUGACCAUUUCUGGUGUUUUCUUAGUUGAUGCUUGUUUUAAUUAGACUAGUAAAUUAGCAUAUCCUUUCUAUUUCCUAUAUCCUAUCUAUUUUUUGCAUUUUAAAGUUCAUGUGAAGGGUCAUUUUCUAACAGUGUAAACUAUUUCUAAAAAUAGAAAAAGAGAUUUAUAAAAAAGAGAGAUUUAUAUUAGAUAGACUGAUAAAACGCCUCACUAAGCUCACUUUUUUAUUAUAAAAAUGUUCAUCCAUGCAAUAAAAUGUAAAGGGUGACUAUA
This is a messenger RNA of Rhinichthys klamathensis goyatoka, 2786 nucleotides long. It is a transcript of the gene aoc2, whose product is annotated as amine oxidase copper containing 2. Bases 61 to 2325 code for a protein of 754 amino acids. Gene Ontology annotation, cellular component: plasma membrane. Gene Ontology annotation, biological process: amine metabolic process. The transcript is spliced from 4 exons. Lineage: Eukaryota; Metazoa; Chordata; Actinopteri; Cypriniformes; Leuciscidae. The record is from RefSeq and is a predicted model, not a curated record. Gene Ontology annotation, molecular function: primary methylamine oxidase activity; quinone binding; copper ion binding.